Messenger RNA from Prorocentrum cordatum, 6171 nucleotides. NCBI's taxonomy places the organism in Eukaryota, Dinophyceae, Prorocentrales, Prorocentraceae. The record is from the annotation of a GenBank genome assembly.
AUGGCAGGCAUCGCGCUCGGCAUCGCCCCUGCAGUCCGCGAUUGGGCUGCGACUGGCCUGUACGCGGCCAACCUCUGGACCUCGCUCAAUAAGGGGUGCCAUUGCACGUGCACCUUCACUGGGGAACACGACAAAGAGCUGAUCCAGAUCUUGCAGCGCCAAUUGGACAGGUGCGGACCAGAGCAGCUGCGGAGCGCCCCGCCUGAGUGCCCUUCGGUCUUCUGGGAGGUCGCCUCGGUCGUGACCCUCGCGGUGCUCGCCGCGACAGCCCGCCUGGGGGACAAGCUGUACUGCCUGUACAGCCUGGAGGAGAGGUUGUACCACGAGAGGCUUCUCUGCGCCCACGUGGGCGGCUCACGUUGGGUGGUGGCGACGCCUGACGGAGACGUGUACGUCGAGGAUUUUGCCGACGAGGAUCAUGUGGAGAUCCACCGCGCCGGGCCGCGCGGCGGUGCGCCUCCGCAGCUGCGCAAGAAGAUGUUGUACCGCUUCGACCUAGACGACCAGGGCUUAGUCUCUCUCAUGGACGAGGGGGCUCGGCUGGCGGAGGCGGAACGCCGCGAGGCCUCACGCGAGUCGGCGCCACCGGCGCCGCCGCCCGUCCGCCGGCUCCGAGGGAAGCAGCAUGCCCUCCCCGCGGCGCCGGACGGUGGCACGGACACGCCACGGGGCUCCGACGUCAGCCUUGCCGCUGGCGCUGCGGAGCCGCCGCUGCAGCCGCCUGCUCACGCCCCCCCGCCUCUCGCGGGCGCCGGCGGAGGGCCCCUGCCGCCGGUGCGCCUGGGCGACGGCUGGGUCGCCCUCGAGGCGCGGCUGGGCUUCAGGCGGGGCGCGCCGGUGGGCGUGACGUAUGCCACCGUCUACGCCCAGGACGAUCGUGCCAUGGCCUCGUUCCCGGAGGGGGUCAUCGCGCUGGGACGGGUAGGGGCCCUCUCCGACGAGGUACCGGAGGAGCGGCACGGGCCAGCGUCGCCGCGCCUUGCGGAGGUGGUGGCCGAGCAGCGGGAGGUGCUCAGCACUCAGGAGUGGCGCGUGCAGGGGCCUGCUACCAUCGGCUGGCUGCUUCAGGCUCACCUGGGGCAGGAUAGCGGGCCCGUCCAGCGACACUACUGGUGGCGACAGAUCUUGGGGUUGGCUGCUGCCGACCCCGGGGUCGACGAACAUUUGUUCCUGUGCGAGCUGAUCGAGACGGCCACCGCGGCCGACCAGCUCAACCUCCCCGGGUGUGAGACGUUCGAGCUGGCGGCCAGGCGCUUCCAGCUGUGGGGGGAGGUGUGCUCUGAGGCCCUGCGGCAAGUCGAGGUCUCAGGCACCGCUGGGGCCACGUCAGACGCUGACGGCUGGCUGGACGAGCGCCGGAUCUUCCUGGGCGGCACCCGCUCCAAGGGCCACGCGCUGGUGGCGCCGUCCAUGGAGAAGCACGUGGCAGAGAGGAUGCAGGAGGAGAGCGCCAUCGUGAAAGAGAGGCGCAAGGGCAGAGAGGGGCGCCGCAUGGCACGCGGUGUGAGCAGCAGCGGCGCCGACGCCGCACCAGGAGGUGGCGAUCAAGGAGUCUCGGACACUGGCAUGGCGCGCGACGUCCUGCCCCUCCCGCUGGGCGCGACGCUCGACGAGCUGCUGCAUGGGGAGGUCUGGCUGCGCGAGGGCAUCGCCGCGCUGAACGACCUCGGCGGCCGCGGUGAGAAUGCUCCAGCGCGGGCCCUGGCUGCCUGCCAGGUCGCCGCCGUGCGGCGCCUCGCGCAGCUCUACGGCAGGGUGGAGCCACCGCCAUCCGACUUGACUCCCCUGGGGGCGUGGCAGACGCUCCAGGCUUCGCGGAACGGCUAUGCAGACGUCAUGGCCGAAGGUGCUUCGACAACCUACAGGAAGGGGGCCAUGGCGCUCCCGCGGGCUGCGGCCGGGCGUGUGCGGCUUGUUGACGUGCUGCCGCCGCACCUGCAGUCUCUCUUGUCUGAUUCGUCGCAGAUGUUACGAGAGCCUGAGGCUCGCAAUUUUGCUUUGGGUGAGGCUCCCAGGGUCUGUGCCAUGGACCCCGUGCUGCAGCAGCAUGGCUACCAGUUUGGCGAGUGCUUCUCCGAGCUGCUCUCCGCGGGCAUCAUCGAGCGCGCGGUCGAGGGCAGCAUCAUCGAGCGCGCUGGCAUCUUUUUCGUCCCAAAGAAGGACUCGUCGCUGCGGCUGAUCUUCGACACCCGAAGGUCCAAUGCCCAUUUCCAGGACCCGCCCUACACGCUGCUCGCGAGCGGGGAGGCCCUGGCGAACUUGGACGUGGACGCCGCUGGAGGGAUUGCUGUUGCCUCUGGCGACGUCGAGUGCUGCUUCUAUCAGUACGAGCUGCCGCCUUGGGCGCGUGCCUUUUUCGGACUGCCAGCGGUUCAAGCACGCUUCUUGGACCCAGCAGCUCGUCAGCAACUUGGUGUUUCAGACCCUUUGGAGAUGAUCCACUUCGUUGCCAGAGUGGCCCCCAUGGGCUGGUCGUGGGCCGUGCACCUCAUUCAGGAGGCCCAUGCCCACGUCCUGGGCGCCAUCAGCCCGGAGGCGCCCUGGAUCGCUGACAAGGUGCCCACGCCUGCGCUCGGGGCUCAGUGCGCCACCGCCAAGAUGCUGUACAUCGACAACGUCGCAGUUUUCACGUCAGGCAGCGGUGACCCCGCUCUGGAGGUGGAGCGCAUGCUGGCAGCUCUGGGUGAGCGGGGGAUUCAAGCUUCCUUCGAUCGUGAUGACGGGGAUCUGCGCACCCUGCUCGGCUUCGUGCUGCACAAGCCCUCUGCCACCUGGCGCCUUUCGCACAGCAAGUUUUGGCGGCUGAAGUUCAGCCUCGAUUUUGCACUGGCGCCCGGGCGUGUCGUCGCGGGGCGCGAGCUCGAGAGGCUGAUGGGCCACGUCGCCUCGGCCGUCAUGCUGCAGCGGCACGUGCUCUCGCUCUUCCACGCGAUCUACGAGUUCUGCCGGCGCUCGCGGGACAAGCGGCAGCCUCUCUGGCCGUCGGUGAAGCGGGAGCUCACUUGGUUCAGAACGUUACUUCCCUGCGUGACCGCUUCGCUGAGUCGCCCCUGGUGCGACCGAGUCACCGCCACUGACGCCUCGCCAUGGGGGUUUGGCGUCGUGGAACAGCCGUGUCCCGUCAAUGAAGUUCGGCGAGUUGGCAGCCUCUCGGAGCGCAGCCGCUUCAGAGGGGUCCUGACAGCUGACUACGCACCCAGGGACACGCUGGGUGAACAGCAGCUCCUGCACGCCUCGGCGGCCGACGUCACCGCGGAGGGCGCCCUGACCCACUUUGAGGAGGUGCCGGCGGCGCGGCUCUUGGCUGACCCUUGGUCGGUCGCAGCCGCCCGUCGCUGGCGGCGCGCCGCGGCCAUCCACGUCCUGGAGGCUGAGGGGGCGCGCUGGGCUGUUCGGCGCCUUGCUCGCAAUUCGCAGCUGCAUGGACGCCGGCACCUCAUCCUGGGUGACAACCUCGGGGUGGUUUGCGCGUGUGAAAAGGGCAGAGCUGCACACUUUGCCCUCAACGUCGUCUGUCGGGAGAUCUGCGCUAUCUCAAUCGCCUCUGGGAUGCAGCUCAGGUUCAGGUGGAUCCCAUCAGAGCUCAACCCGGGAGACGCUCCCUCUCGCAGGUUUAUGCCAGCGACGGCCUACUGGGUCAACCCCGCCUACGGCAAGCGCGCCCGCGAUGCAGCGGAGCCCAGGCCGGCGCCGACCACCCGGCGCGCCUCCGCCUGGCGCGGCGGGCGCGGGCCGCCAGGCCCUUCGGGCUCCCGCCAGGGCUGGACAUCCCAGGCGCCGCUGAGCGACAGGCCCGCAGAGAUCUGCGCGCGGCGGGCGCGGCUGUGUCCGCGGCUCUCGCGACUGGCGGCUCGUCGGGUGCGCCAUGCCACCGAGCUCUCGUACGUGCGGGCGCUGACCAUGCUCUUGGGUUGGCUCCGGCUGCUGGCGCUGCCGAGUUGGACUGCCGUGCAAUGGGACGAGACGCUGGUGGACUACUCCGAGUGGGCCUUCGACCGCGGCAUGGGCCGGGAGGCGUUCUCGCGCACCCUCUGUGCCUUGGCGUGGGGCGAGCCCGCGCUGGGGGGGCCCGUUCGGCGUCUCUUUCCCUCGGCGCACGCGUCGCUGUCAGGCUGGACGCGGCUCCAGCCGGGACGCUCCCGCCCGCCGCCGCCGCGGGCGCUCGCGCUCGCGAUGGCGGCCGUGCUGGCCUCGAUGGGGAAGCCGGACUCGGGCCUGUGCAUCUUGGUGGCCUUCGAGUGCUACCUGCGCCCGUCGGAGGCCGCGACCCUGCUGGCCAAUCAGCUUCUGCCAGGCAUGUGCAAAGAGGUCGGGGUGCUGCAGCACCCUCUCCUAAUCCUGCAUCCAGAGGAGCUGGCUACCAGCUCCAAGACGGGCGAGUUCGAUUCCACAGUUGCGUUCGACCUUCCGCGACAUCACUGGAUUGGGCGCGCGGCCGUGCGGCUGCAGCGGCUUCGGCACGAGGACGAGCUGCUGUUUCAGAUCUCGUACCCGCAGCUCCUGGCCGUCUUCCAUGCUGCCUGUCAGUACCUCAAGCUCGGCGGUUUGGGCUUCUCGCCGCACUGCCUGAGGCGCGGCGGCGCGACGCGCGACCGCGCCGAAGGCUGCCGCUCGCUGCUGGAGGUGCAGAGGCGAGGAAUGUGGAGAGCGGCCUCGUCUGUCCGGAGGUGCGACAAGGCCGGGCGGCUGGCGCUGGUCAUGCGGAACCUCAGCAACGCCCAGAGGACAAACUGCGAGAUCUGGGCGGCAGCCGCCCCGCGGCUCUUCGACAGCGCCUACGAGCUGCCCUCCGCGCCGGCCGCCUUGGAGCACCUGCGAGGCCUGCCAGGCUUGGAGGGCGCCGACUAUCACGAUGUCGUUACCUCAAACAAGCUGGCCGACAGAAUCGCGCUCCUGCUGGGCAUCGCCCUGAGACCCACCGAUGCCCGGGAAGCGGCCAAAUUCGGUGUAAUGGGUAUCGACCCGAAGGCGAUCAAAGUUGAUUGGGGAGUUGUGCAGCGUCACCUCAAGUCGUGCCAGGAGUUUAUCUACCAGAAAGACGACAGCCCUGAGGAGGUGAAGAAGGUUGCUUCAGGUAUCUUGGUGCAGACAUCGUCUGGGCAGAAUGUUGAGGGGGAUGUGCUGCUCAUCGCCUCGGGUAGAAAGCCCAAAGGUCUGGAGGCGCUCAACUUGGAGGCUGCCGGAGUGAAGUAUGAUGUUGGAAAGGGGAUUCAUGUCAAUGGCAAGCUUCAGAGCUCCGCUGCUCACAUCUACGCUGUUGGAGACUGCCUUGGUGGGUUGCAGUUCACGCAUCUUGCCGGCUUCCAGGGUGUUUGCAUCGUCUUGGACGAGAAAUUUGUGCCCCGUGAGGUGCCUCAACCGUUGCUGUGCGAGGCGCUUGCGCGGCUCUCCCUGAUAUUGACUUUUCACAUUGGCGCCCGCGGCGCCGCGGCGCCGCCCAGGUCGGCGAUCGUCGAGGCCGCGCUGAGGGAGGCGGACGCCCUCCACGCGGCGGCUGCGCUCGUGUCGCCCGCGACCAUGCAAGCGCUGAAGGUGCAGCACAGCAUCACCUGGGGCAGCGACGACGCCCUGGGGUAUUGCCCAGGGCACCUGCAGUCCCCGCGCGGCCCCCUGGCGAACAGGGAGCCCAAGCCGGUGCCCGCGCCGCGCGCCGUGCCCAAGUCGCUCGCCAGGGCCGCGCAGGCGCUCUGCAAGGCCGCGGGCUCGGCGGACGACCUCCAGGACGACCACAACCUGGCGCUGGACCUCGCUGGCACCGCGCGGGACCCCAGCGACGAGUCGCAGUACCGCGGCAACUGCAUCUGGAUAAACCCGCCGGCCGGCACCUCGGCCGACUCGCGCCUGUACGUCGACCUCCCAGAGUCGGAGUUCUCGUACAUCCAGAGGCCCUGGUCCCACUUCCUCACUCGCUGGGCCGCCAUGGACGUAGAGCUCGAGCGCACCUUUGGCGGCAGGGUGCCCUUCACGCUGAUGGACCUGGGCAGCUGCAACGGCUUCUUCUGCCUCCAGGCCGCCCAGGGCUACCCGGAAGCACUGGUGGUGGGCGUGGAGGGAUCCGUGGGCAUCGGCAACGGGACCACCGGUGUGCAGGGCACGGAGGCCCCACGCGCGGGUCCGCCGCCGGCGCUGCCCGUCUGCGUCAUUGCGGCUGCCGGCUUCGCGAGCGCGGAG